AUGGGCGAUCCCGGGGCUGGGAUGGAAAUGGGGAUCGCGGACAGGGACGGAGGGCGGGGUGGGAGGACGGGACCCCCCGCUCCCCCCGUUCCCCCGCACUCACCGCCCGCCGCAUCCCAACCGCGUCCCGGGAGCUCCGGGGGGCGGGGCCGCCGCCGCCACACAGCCAAUAGUGACGCGGGAUCCCCGCUGGCCUCAGUGAUUGACGCGCGCCGCAGCCAAUGGGAAGCGAGCGGGGCCCGCGCGGCCCCGCGGCCCCGGGAGCGCGCACGUGUCGGCGGGGCCGGGCGGGGCGGGGGAAUCCUCCGUGUCCCCCCUUGGACCCCGAUACCGGGAAGAUCCCCCCGUUCCUCCACCCCCGAACUCCGUUACUGGAGGUGCGGGGGGCACCGGCUCCGGUCCAGAGCCACCGGCGGCCGCAGCGGUGCUGCCCCAGGCCCGGCCCCGUUCCCGGUUCCCCCGCGAGACCCUCCCGGACUCGGUACCGGGGCAGCCGCACCCUCCCCGCUGCCCCUGGUGCCCCGGUGGGGCGGCGGGAGCCCCGAGCCCCGCUGGGGGAGGGAUGAUCCCGGCCCUUCCCGGCACGGGGCGGGACUUGGCUGGAUUCCCCGGGAUCCCGGAGAUCCUGGUGCCCAGCGCCGGCACCGGGCGGAGGCGGCGGCACCACCGGGGACCGCGGUGGAGACCGGGGAACCCCGAGGAGGGGGCGCAGAGGGUUCAUUCCCGGGCCUCAGGGCUGGAGGGAUCCCGCGGGGGGGUCCCCAGGGAUUCCCUAUGGAGGCACCGGAGCUCCCGGAGCCGGACGGGCUCUUCCCGGAUCCCCCCUCGCUCCCGGUGCCGGUGCUGGGUUUCCAGACCGUGACGCUCCCGGAGGAUGAUGGCAGCGGAGCCGAGGAGCUGCUGGGGCUCACGGUGAACCCCGACAUCGCCUGCGGCCUCGGCACCGGCCCGGAGCCCCCCCGGCCUGACGGGCCCCCCCCGGUGCUGCUGGAGGUGGUCUGUGACCUCAGCACUCCCCUGUACCCCUCGCUGUUCCCCGGCAUCGAGCUGGCCCCGAGCCCCGAGCCCCAGGCCACGACCCCCCGGUCCAUCCCGGUCCCGCAGCUCCGGCUGACGGAGGAGGAGCAGCGGCUGCUGGUGCAGGAGGGGGUGACCCUGCCCGGGGAGCUGCCCCUCACCCAGGCCCAGGAGCGGCUCCUGAAGAAGGUGCGGAGGAAGAUCCGGAACAAGCAGUCGGCGCAGGACAGCCGGCGGAGGAAGAAGGAAUACCUGGACGGGCUGGAGAGCAGGGCGGCCGCGUGCUCGGCACUGAACCAGGAGCUGCGGAAAAAGGUCCAGGAGCUGGAGAAGAGCAACGGGUCCCUCCUGCGGCAGCUCCAGGCGCUCGUCAAGGAAACGUCCAACAAGCCCGCCCAGACCGGCACCUGUGUCCUGCUCCUGUUCCUGUCGCUGGGGCUGAUCCUGCUCCCCAGCUCCAGCCCGUUCCGCGGGGGCGGCAGCCGGGACGGCCUCGGACCCACCGGAGUGAUCUCCAGGAAUAUCCUGACGCGGCGGGAGCCGGGAGCGGCCGGAGAAUCCCCGUUCCCGGUGGGGAUGUCGGGGACAGAGCCCGGAUCCGGUGUGGAGGAUGGAGCCGGGGGGGGACCCGGGGAUGGGAUUCCCGCCCCCCAGGGGGAUCCAGGGACCAAUUCCUCCAGGCAGGACGUGGGGACAGGGACACGGGGGCGUGGGGAUGAGAUGUGACCGGGGGUCCUCAGGAUGGGGGGAACAU
This is a messenger RNA of Poecile atricapillus (Black-capped chickadee), 1771 nucleotides long. RefSeq names its product cAMP responsive element binding protein 3 like 4 (gene CREB3L4). The transcript is spliced from 8 exons. Gene Ontology annotation, cellular component: nucleus. The record is from RefSeq and is a predicted model, not a curated record. Lineage: Eukaryota; Metazoa; Chordata; Aves; Passeriformes; Paridae. Gene Ontology annotation, molecular function: RNA polymerase II cis-regulatory region sequence-specific DNA binding; DNA-binding transcription factor activity, RNA polymerase II-specific. Gene Ontology annotation, biological process: regulation of transcription by RNA polymerase II. Bases 1 to 1743 code for a protein of 580 amino acids.